CCUGAUAUCUGUCUAUUCACUGCCUGCUGCAGCACUUGAGCUCCCAAACAUGUCUGCAAUCAUUUGUUUUUUACAGCUCAUAUUGGCUGUUCUAGUGCUGCCUCUCCAUAUUCUUCAAUACCUUGGAAUCUGGGAUUUGGUAGUGAAGAAACUCUUUCCCUUGUUUAUAUCCAAAUUCACUGUAUCAUACAACAAGGCGAUGGAAGAACAGAAAAAGAGUUUAUUUAGCAACCUAUCUGAUUUUGCAGGCUCCUCUAAAGAGCUCCGGCUUCUAGAUGUUGGUUGUGGCUCAGGUGCCAACUUUAAAUUCUACCCCAACGGAUGCAGGGUAACCUGUCUGGAUCUCAACCCAAACUUCCAAACAUUCCUAAGCAAAAGCCAAGCAGAGAAUGACCACCUAAAAUAUGAUGAAUUUCUAGUUGCAUCAGCGGACAACAUGACGCCAGUGGCUGAUGCCUCUAUGGAUGUGGUUGUAUGUACCCUGCUGGCUUGUUCUGUGCCAAGCACACCAGCAGUACUGAAGGAGGUGCAGAGGGUCCUCAGGCCGGGUGGAGCUUUCUACUUCAUUGAACAUGUGGCCUCAACAGACGAGUCCAGCUGGACAAGUUUUUUCCAGAAGGUCCUGAAUCCAACCUGGAAGCUGAUUUUUGAUGGUUGCAGCAUACGAAAGAUUACAUGGAAGGACCUUGAAGAUGCCAAAUUCUCAGAGCUCAACCUGCGCCAUAUAUAUGCUCCUACAGCUAUGAAACUUAUUAACCCUCAUAUUAUUGGAUAUGCUGUCAAAUAAAUUCAUAUAAUGGGCAUUUUUAAAAGA
Messenger RNA from Rana temporaria (common frog), 814 nucleotides. RefSeq names its product methyltransferase-like protein 7A. The record is from RefSeq and is a predicted model, not a curated record. Bases 50 to 787 code for a protein of 245 amino acids. Gene Ontology annotation, molecular function: S-adenosylmethionine-dependent methyltransferase activity. NCBI's taxonomy places the organism in Eukaryota, Metazoa, Chordata, Amphibia, Anura, Ranidae. The transcript is spliced from 2 exons.